This is a messenger RNA of Spinacia oleracea (spinach), 1965 nucleotides long. Its product is annotated as protein Brevis radix-like 4. Lineage: Eukaryota; Viridiplantae; Streptophyta; Magnoliopsida; Caryophyllales; Amaranthaceae. The record is from RefSeq and is a predicted model, not a curated record. Bases 227 to 1423 code for a protein of 398 amino acids. The transcript is spliced from 6 exons.
GCCAACUCCAUAAAAUCAACGUGUUCUGCACUUUCCACUUCUCCCCCCUUCUUCCCCUUCGUUCUCUCUCCAUUUUCACCUCUCCAUCUUCUUCUUCCUAAUUUCUUCUAAUCAAAUAAUUAAAUUACCUUUUACUUCAUCAUAAUUCCCAGUUUCUAAAGAAAAUUCAACAACCAAUUCAAUUUCACAAAGGAUUGAAAAAAAUAAACCCAGAAAAACGUGAAUAAUGUUAACGUGCAUAGCUCGUCCGAAGCAACAACAGGGGCAUAACAGUCAUCAUCAUAAUCAUCAACAUCAACACGACGAUCCAGACUCCGUUCACACUCCCAACAGUAAACAAGCCAUUAAAACCCUAACUUCUCAGAUCAAAGGAAUAGCAUUAAAAGCAUCAGGGGCGUACAAAUGCAACCCAUGUUCACACCCCAACUCGGGCGGACCAACCGGGUCAGGUUCGGGUCAACUCAAGAGCUACACCGAGUCAGAGACUGGCUCAGAGAAGUUGAAGCCGCCAAGGGCAUUUAAACGGACGUUGAGCGCGAACUCGUCGUCGUCGGCGGCGACGCCGAGGUGGGGGAAAGAGAUGGAGGCGCGGUUGAAAGGGCUGUCUGUUGGCGGCGAGGUAACGCCGGUGAUGUCCGUGUCGGCGAGUGGGCGGCGACUUGACCCGGUUGUGUUGGUGGAGGAAGACGAACCUAAAGAGUGGGUUGCUCAGGUGGAGCCCGGCGUUUUGAUCACUUUUGUUUCUUUGCCACGUGGCGGCAAUGAUCUUAAGCGCAUUCGAUUUAACCGAGAAAUGUUCAACAAAUGGCAAGCCCAAAAAUGGUGGACGGAUAACUACGAGAAGAUCAUGGAACUGUAUAAUGUUCAGAGGCUUAGUCGUAACGCCUUUCCUCUUCCAACUCCCCCAAGAUCUGAAGAUGAUAACAGCUCUAUGAAUUCAAAAAUGAUGGAGUCAUCAAUUGGUGACAGUCCAGUUACACCACCAUUAAGCAAAGAAAGUAUACCACGUAACCUUUACCGUGGAAUGAGCAUUGGUAUGGGAUACUCAUCCUCAGAUUCUUUCGAACAACAUUCAAAGCAAUCACGUCAAUAUGAAUCAAGUGGUCUAGCCUCAACACCAAAACAUUCCAACAUUAGUGGAGUUACUGCAAAGACAGAACUAUCUUCUAUGGAUGAGUCACUAAGAUCUACCUCUUCUAGAGAAGGAGAUCGUUCUGGAGAACUGUCAAUUAGUAAUGGCAGUGAUAUGGAGAGUGAGUGGGUUGAAGAAGACGAGCCAGGAGUUUAUAUUACUAUUCGAGCUUUGCCUGGUGGGCGAAGAGAGCUCAGACGCGUUAGGUUCAGUCGAGAAAAGUUUGGAGAGAUGCAUGCUAGAGUUUGGUGGGAAGAGAAUAGAGCACGUAUACACGAACAAUACUUGUAAUCAGAAAGAUCAAACAAGUACUUGUAAUUGUGAGUAUUGAUGAACAAAGAGGAGCAAGCUAAGUUCUAUCUGUCUAGACUACAUUCUUUAUAUGUUACUACCUCAGUAUAAAUACCUAAAGAGUAAAGAAUGCCUUGUUAUAUAUGGCCUUUGAAGAAGAAAUAUUAUGAACCAACGCAAAUUGGUAGAGUUGGUUACCUUGUGACUUGGAGCCCCAGUCAACUGCAAGUUCAGUAGGAUCCCUAUAUAUAUAUGUGCUGCAUGUAUCGAUAACUUCAGAAGGCAUUCUAUUCGCUGUUUUUUUUUUUUUUUUUUUUUUUUCUGUUCUAUUUAUUCUCUUUUUGUUCUGAUGACUUCUGGUGUAUGCAACUGGUAUAAGGGAAUACUGGUGAGUACAAGUUUAGAAGGAUUAGACCUUAAAUGUUGACAAGCAGAUAUGUAAACAGACAACCAUGUUAAUGGCAAGGUUCUUCCAAGGGAAAGAAAUGAUGCAAUCUCAAUUUGGUAUAUCAGAAUCUAUAAUGAGACCUAGUAUAUACGAA